AUGGGCAGCGACUACAAGGCCGAAGCUGACACGACGAUCGUGACGGACAAGUCUCUCGAGGGCUUGGACACUGACCAUGGCUAUGAGGACACACCCGAGUUCAAGCAGGACCAGACGGGCGCGCCCGUGGAGAGCGUCAGCCCGCUGGGGUACGACGUUGGGUGGCUCGGUAUCCUCUUCCUGAACGUGUCCAUGAUGGUCGGCACGGGCGUCUUCUCCACGCCGGGAACAAUAUUGAGACUCACGGGCUCAGUGGGUCUGAGCCUGAUGUACUGGGUGAUCGGGCUCCCGAUCGCUGCUGCCGGGUUGGCAAUAUACAUGGAGCUCGCCUGCAUGUUCCCGAACCGCUCGGGGGCGGAGGUCGUCUACCUCGAACAGGCGUACCCGCGGCCCAAGUACUUCUUCCCGGCGGCGUUCGCCGUGCAGUCGGUCAUACUCUCGUUCUCUAGCAGCAGUGCGAUAGUGCUUGGCCAGUAUCUCUGGUAUGCAGGUGGGGUGGAGCCCACGAACUGGCAAGAGAAAGGUCUCGCAGUCGCGGGGAUGACCGUUAUCCUCUUGAUCACCUUGAUCUCGAACAAGUUCGCGAUGCGCCUGUCCAACGUAAUCGCCGCCGCAAAGGUGGUCAUCCUGGUCUUCAUCGCGAUCACGGGCCUGGUGGUGCUGGGUGGGCACACGAAGGUCGAGGAGCCGCGUGCGAACUUCCAUAACAUAUGGCAAGGCACGUCGAGCAAUGGUUACAACCUCGCAAACGCACUCGUCAAGAUCAACUUUUCCUUCUUCGGCUCGACGAACGCGUUCAACGUCAUGGCGGAGAUCAAGAAACCAAUCAAGACGAUCAAGGUCGCCGCGCCCGUGUCGCUCGCGAUCGUCGCGGUGCUGUACAACCUCGCGAACGUCGCAUACCUCGCCGCGAUCCCGAAAGCGCAGAUGGCGUCCUCGGCCGAGCUCACCGCGGCGCUGUUCUUCAAGAAGGUGUUCGGCUUUUCCGCGGGCGCACGCGCGCUCCCCGCGCUCAUUGCCGUCAGCGCGUUCGGGCACCUCCUCGCGGACAUGAUCGGCGGGUCGCGCGUGAUCAGGGAAUGUGCGCGGCAGGGGAUCCUCCCGUACACGGCGUUCUGGAGCUCGACGCGCCCGUUCGGGACGCCGCUCGCACCGCUGCUCCUCAAAUGGGCGCUGACGUGCAUCGUCAUCGUCGCGUGCCCCGCGGGCGACGCGUUCAACUUUGUCGUCGACCUGCAGUCCUACCCCUCCCAACGCCAGCGGCAGGGCAUCCGGCGCGUGGAGUUCCAAGUAUGGAACGUCGCCGCCGUGUUCUCGAUCCUCGUGAAUAUCUUCCUGCUUGUGAUGCCGUGGUACCCGCCCGCGGGCGGGGCCAACGGGGGCGACGUGUCGUUCUGGUACGCUACGUAUUGCGUGGUGGGUCUCGGGAUCAUCGCGGCGUGCGCGGGGUACUACGCCGUGUGGGCGAAGGUGCUGCCGUAUUUCGGUGGGUACGAGAUCCGGCAGGAGGUGAUCGCGCUGGAGAACGGGGCGCGCGCGCACCAUCUGGUGAAGGUUCCCAAGGGGGAGCUCGCGGAGUGGGAUGCAACUCACGACGAGGAGGGCAACGCGAUAGAGACUCGCAGUGUUGAGGAGAAAGAGAAGGCGGACGAGCGGAAGAGUGAGGAGGGGUCCGGGGUGUAUAUUGCUUGA
Gloeophyllum trabeum ATCC 11539 is the source of this 1692-nucleotide messenger RNA. RefSeq names its product amino acid transporter. Gene Ontology annotation, biological process: amino acid transmembrane transport. Gene Ontology annotation, cellular component: membrane. Gene Ontology annotation, molecular function: L-amino acid transmembrane transporter activity. The record is from RefSeq and is a predicted model, not a curated record. Bases 1 to 1692 code for a protein of 563 amino acids. Lineage: Eukaryota; Fungi; Basidiomycota; Agaricomycetes; Gloeophyllales; Gloeophyllaceae. The transcript is spliced from 9 exons.